AUGACAGGUCUCGGACAGCCUUACAUCAGACGCCAGUCGAAGGGCUUCUACCACUUAGAUAGCUCUCAUUGGCUCACUUGCCGGGUAUCACGUUGUGGUCCGUGGCUACUUGUGAAGGGCUCCAACAACACGCAGAGUGCCGAUGACCAGGAGCUGGGAUUUCGUGAAAAAUCGUUCCUGAGUGUUAAGUCCCUGCCGCAACGACCGCCACUGCCGAACCAUCGGACGGAGAUUGCAGUGCUAGUCGAUAAGGCAAUCUCUGUACUGCAAAUGACCAUAUCAGCCUUGGCUCGUGAGAGGGAUAUCCUCGAUGAGGAGUGGAGGCGGCUGGAGGAAAUUCAGGACGAUCGGGGCGAUCUCGCUGUGGUCCACGCUCAUACCAUCCCAGCGGAACCCUCUGUUGGAACUGGCAAUGUACCUCCCAUUGAAGGGGGAGCUGGUGGCGUAUCGGAUCUUCUGCCGCCCGGUUCGCAUGCGGAUGACUCUGUGUCUGGAGCAGCAGCUGCAGCUGCUGCUGUUGCAGCGACCAUCGACUUCGACACUGCUGCGAUUUCACCUAUGAAGGCUCUGGCGGCAGCUACUCAACAGCUAUCGUCUCGUGGACGCCGCUGGGUUGCACGAUGGACGGGUGAAGAUAAGAAAGAACAUUCGAAGGGCUUCUCAUCUAAGCGCCAUGGUGAUGCUAAAGCGCUACAGAUGGCAGUCGCCACCAGAAGGACAAUGCAUGUUCGAGCCACGGACCAUUCAUCAUCCAUCGUCGAGGAGGCCUCUAUGACGCCCCCUUCUGAGGGAUCGGAAGAUGACGAGGAGCCUGUCGCUAAGAGGAGUCGGGAUGACGGACAGCUCUACGAGACAAUAUCAGCGUUGGCUCAGCUGGCCAGCGACCCUGUUCUCGGUCAGCCAGGCCCGCCAGAUCAUCUGGCGACUGUGGAGGACUGCCUGGCCCUGUGUGACCUCGGCACGUUGGGAUCACAUCCCCUGACACCCGAGGCAGAGCGAGAGGUAGCCAAGGCAGUAUUGCCUCCACUACCCUCGGGAGAUCAUGCGAGCUCGGAUCGGCCCAGUGGGAUACAGGGAGUGACCUGGAAUCCACUUAGCCGUACAUGGGCGACACGUUGGCGGGAAGCUGAAGGGCAGCAACGGAGCAAGAGCUUCGCCUUGUCCAAAUAUGGUGAUGACGGGGCAUUCAGGCUCGCUAUCAGGUUGAGGAAGCUCCUCGAAGAUCUGGGCUUUGUCUCGUCGCAUAUGGGUCGACCGUCGGAGCGGGGUACUCCCCCACUGGAGGCUCUGCCACCGAGUACAGAGGCCUGGAUACCCAGCGCUGUACCAGUGGCUGAGGAGCAGACCUCGGAGCCGGCGGUGAUACCACAUCACGUGCCUGGUGCUAAGAUGAGAAGUGGCGUGCCUGGCGUUACCUUCAAUGAGACUUAUCAGAUGUGGGUUGCGAGAUGGCGAGAGGAGCCCAAGGGACGAGAAAACAGCAGAACGUUCUCAGUGAAGCAAUAUGGUGCUAAUGAGGCCUUGCAAAUGGCGAUUGAUUAUAGGAGGAUGAUGGAGGAGGUCGGAAGAGUAUGUCUACCAAGAGGAGCUACGUCUUCAACGACAACCCCAAUGUCCCAUCGCCCCGACUCUGCACAAGACCGUUAAUGAAUAGUAUCAUCCUGUC
Perkinsus marinus ATCC 50983 is the source of this 1666-nucleotide messenger RNA. RefSeq lists its product as hypothetical. The transcript is spliced from 13 exons. Gene Ontology annotation, biological process: regulation of DNA-templated transcription. Gene Ontology annotation, molecular function: DNA-binding transcription factor activity. Bases 1 to 1647 code for a protein of 548 amino acids. The record is from RefSeq and is a predicted model, not a curated record. Lineage: Eukaryota; Perkinsozoa; Perkinsida; Perkinsidae.